This is a messenger RNA of Dipodomys ordii (Ord's kangaroo rat), 1590 nucleotides long. RefSeq names its product cholesterol side-chain cleavage enzyme, mitochondrial. The coding region runs from base 1 to 1590 and encodes 529 amino acids. The transcript is spliced from 9 exons. Gene Ontology annotation, cellular component: mitochondrial inner membrane. The record is from RefSeq and is a predicted model, not a curated record. Gene Ontology annotation, biological process: cholesterol metabolic process; cellular response to peptide hormone stimulus; C21-steroid hormone biosynthetic process. Gene Ontology annotation, molecular function: oxidoreductase activity, acting on paired donors, with incorporation or reduction of molecular oxygen; iron ion binding; monooxygenase activity. NCBI's taxonomy places the organism in Eukaryota, Metazoa, Chordata, Mammalia, Rodentia, Heteromyidae.
AUGUUUCCCAAAGGCUUUCCUGGGCGCUCGGUCCUGGUGCAAAGCUGCCAGCCCGCCUGGGGCGCGCGCCGCCAGAGCCCCGGGCAUCCCGGCGAGCCAGGCCGAGGCGCGGCCACCCUGUCCACGCCCGGGCCGCGUCCCUUCCACGAGAUCCCGUCCCCGGGGGACAAUGGCUGGCUGAACCUAUUCCACUUCUGGAGGGAGGAAGGCGCCCAGCGCAUCCACCACCACCACGUGCGAAGCUUCCAGAAGUAUGGCACCAUCUAUAGGGAGAAGCUGGGGAACGUAGAGUCUGUGUAUAUCAUGGACCCCGAGGACGUGGCGGUGCUGUUUAAGGGGGAAGGGCGUCACCCGGAGCGCUACCUCAUCCCGCCCUGGGUGGCCUAUCACCAGUGCUACCAGAAACCCACCGGCGUGCUGCUGAAGAAGUCGGAGGCCUGGAAGACAGACCGCAUGGUCCUGAACCAGGAGGUGAUGUCUCCGGAGGCCAUCAGGAACUUCGUGCCCAUGAUGGAGGCCGUGUCUCAGGACUUUGUCAGACUGCUGAACAGACGCGUGAAGCAGCAGCGCUCCGGAACCUUCUCAGGGGACCUCAGUCACGACUUGUUCCGCUUUGCCUUCGAGUCGAUCACCUCCGUCAUAUUCGGGGAGCGGCUGGGCAUGCUGGAGGAGAUGGUCGACCCGGACAACCAGAGGUUCAUCGACGCCAUUGAACACAUGUUCCACAGCAGCGUGCCCAUGCUGCACCUGCCGCCCGGCCUCUUCCGCGUCCUCCGCACCAAGAUCUGGAAGGAUCACAAGGAUGCCUGGGACACGAUCUUCAACAAAGCCAGCAACUACACUCAGAACUUCUACCUGGACCUGAGACGGAGAAGGAAGGUGGACAGGUACCCAGGCGUGCUCUACAGCCUCCUGGAGCAGAACAAGCUCCCGCAGGAGAACAUCGAGGCCAACGUCACGGAGAUGCUGGCGGGGGGCGUGGACACGACCUCCAUAACGCUGCAGUGGCACCUGUACGAGAUGGGGCGGCACCCGAAGGUGCAGGAGCAGCUGCGGAGAGAGGUGCUGGCCGCGCGGCGCCAGGCCGGGGGCAGCAUGGCCGCCAUGCUCCACCGGGUCCCGCUCCUCAAAGCCAGCAUCAAGGAGACGCUGAGGCUGCACCCCAUCUCUGUGACGGUGCAGAGAUACCCGGAGAACGACUUAGUGCUCCAGAACUACAAGAUCCCUGCCAAGACGCUGGUGCAGGUGGCCAACUACGCCAUGGGCCGGGAUCCCAGCGUCUUCCCCAACCCCAGCAACUUCCAGCCCGCGCGCUGGCUGGAGAAAGACAAGGCGGCCACGCACUUCCGGUUCCUCAGCUUCGGCUGGGGCGUGCGCCAGUGCCUGGGCCGCAGGAUCGCAGAGCUGGAGAUGACCGUGCUGCUCAUGCACGUGCUGGAGAACUUCCGCAUCGAACUGCAGCAGCUCAGCGAGGUGGGGACCAAAUUCAGCCUCAUCCUGGUGCCGGACAAGCCCAUCCUCCUCACCCUCCUGCCCCUCGCCCCAGCCCCGGCCCCGCCAGCACUGCCGAUCGCCCAUGGGGACCCCUGA